This is a messenger RNA of Rotaria socialis, 426 nucleotides long. The record is from the annotation of a GenBank genome assembly. Lineage: Eukaryota; Metazoa; Rotifera; Eurotatoria; Philodinida; Philodinidae.
AUGAAGACAUCAACUUACAUAAGCAUCCUUCUUUGGAUUGUUUACGUGUUUAUUAAAAUCGAUAAAAGUCAUUCAUUUGAUUUUCAAAACCAAGAUGAAAUCGAUGAAAAAGUCAUACAACAUGAUUAUAUUGAUGAUAAAAGUUCUUCGGUCGAUGAAUAUGGAUCAAUACAUAAACCGUUUUCAGUGCCGAACCAUCCACCAUUGAAUGUGCAUCGUUCAGAAUCGGCAGAAAAAUAUUUCGGUUGGGCUAAUAAAACAAAUCGCCCUGUAGAAUAUUUUCGUGCGCGACGUUUUUGGCUCUUCAUGAAAAAAGAUGACCAAGGUGUACAUCCUGAAUCGGUAUCUGGUGCAGGUGGAUCAUCAAAUUCAUUGAGUCAAGGUAUAUGGAGAUCCGGUAUUGUUGGACGACGACGUCGUCGUUAA